Molecule: messenger RNA, 492 nt
Organism: Anisakis simplex (herring worm)
Lineage: Eukaryota; Metazoa; Nematoda; Chromadorea; Rhabditida; Anisakidae
Source: the annotation of a GenBank genome assembly
AUGUUACUAAUCUGCAAUCUCUUGGGAAUUUUCCAUUUGCAGUUGCUUUUGGCUGAGGUACAACGACUAAUGUCACUUUUACGAGAGAAGGAGCAGAACGAGCGAGAAUUCAAAAGGAGAAUACUGGAAAGCGAAGCUGAAACAAAACUAUGGAAGAAAAAAUAUGAAAUGCAAAAACCACCAGUUAUAGAAAUGAGAGAAAACGAUGCUGAUGUCUCAACGGAACUUAUCGAUCAACUCGACUCUGCUGCGGAGAAACUUUCACGUCUUAAUGCUGUCAAUGAUCUCAAACUUUUACAGUGGCUAAUGAGUGGAGGUCGGAACGACUCUGUUCGAUGGCUAUUAGCCGAAACCGAAAGUGCCUCAUCGGUCGGUAACAAUGGGAAACUGAAUUUCGGUGGCCAGAAACUGACCGACGCUCAUAACCAAUCUUGUCUGUGGCCACCGAAAAAAACUGUCGGUUCCGAAUUGCACUUGUGUUUGCUUAUUUAG